Molecule: messenger RNA, 587 nt
Organism: Porites evermanni
Lineage: Eukaryota; Metazoa; Cnidaria; Anthozoa; Scleractinia; Poritidae
Source: the annotation of a GenBank genome assembly
AUGAGCGCUGUGAGGAAGUUUGGAGAGAAGGCAGUGCAGACCGGGUAUCACUCAGUCAUCAAAGAUGCUGAACAGUAUGCCUCAGAGCUACAAUUAACUGAGACUUUACAGCAUCCUAACCCAAGGGUUACUACAGAAGAGGGCGACGAAAUAGGAGGAAAAAGGCUUAAGGACACUCUUGCCAAGGCACAACAAAAAGCUUAUUGUGGCAUACUGGGAGAAGAGAAAUGGCAAGGGAAACUGACUAAAAAUAGAUGGGAGGACUCGGCCCAUGACAGUGAAGGGCGUUUUGCAUGGAUGAAUAGCUGGAGAUCGGUGCCAACCCAUACCAUAGCAACCAUGCAGGAACUGAACCAACAGAUGUCACCAACCAAAUUAUACCACCAAAGGAAAACUGGAAAAGGGAGUGGAACUUCAAAUGUCAUGUGCCGAAAGUGUGGUAAAUCGCCGGAAAGUAUGCCGCACGUAUUGGCAGGGUGUGGGACACUCGCUUAGACUGAGUAUCUCUUUGAGAUGCUGAAGGACCUGGAACUUAUUUCAGAAGUGCCUCCAAGGCAUUCAAAGAUCCAACCCAAACCGUUGUAUGA